Molecule: messenger RNA, 1104 nt
Organism: Salvia splendens (bonfire salvia)
Lineage: Eukaryota; Viridiplantae; Streptophyta; Magnoliopsida; Lamiales; Lamiaceae
Product: G-type lectin S-receptor-like serine/threonine-protein kinase At1g11330
Exons: 4
Coding region: 37-990 (317 amino acids)
Biological process (GO): protein phosphorylation
Cellular component (GO): plasma membrane
Molecular function (GO): ATP binding; protein serine/threonine kinase activity
Source: RefSeq, a predicted model, not a curated record
GUUAAUAUAGGUGAUUUGCCAAAGUUCACUUUCAAGAUGCUUGCUAAUGCAACAAACCAGUUCCAUGAAGAUAACCUUCUUGGAAGGGCUGUUUACAUGGGGAUUCUGGCAAAUGGGAAAGAAAUCGCUGUAAAGAGACUAUCAGCAGACUCCGGACAAGGAAUGCAAGAAUUCAUGAAUGAAGUGAUUCUGAUUUCCAAACUCCAACACAAGAAUCUUGUCAAACUGCUGGGAGGUUGUGUUGAGAAAGAAGAGAAGAUUCUGGUAUAUGAAUACAUGCCAAACAAAAGCUUGGAUGCUUGUCUCUUUGGUCAUACGAAUCCGACAAAGAAGUUGUUAGAUUGGAAUAUGCGUUACAACAUUAUCGAAGGCAUAAGUCGAGGCAUCCUGUAUCUUCACAGAGACUCAAGACUAAGGGUCAUUCACAGAGACCUGAAACCAAGUAAUGUCCUGCUAGACCAAGACUGGAAUCCCAAAAUCUCGGAUUUUGGCAUUGCAAGAAUAUUCAGAGACAAUGAAGACCAAUGCAAUACUGCAAGAGUCAUGGGAACAUACGGAUACAUGGCGCCAGAAUACGGAAUGGAAGGCAGAUUUUCUGAAAAAUCUGAUGUCUACAGCUUUGGAGUGCUGAUAUUGGAGAUUAUAAUAGGAAAAAAGAACACACACUAUUUCAAUGAUGAAUGGUCCUUGAGCCUAAUUGGAUGUGCUUGGAAAAUGUGGAGUGAGGGUAACGGUUUGAGUUUUGUGGAGGAAAGCAUCGCAAGUAAUGAGACAGAGGAAGAGAUGGUUCGAUGCAUUCAGAUAGGGCUGCUUUGUGUCCAAGAACAUCCCAAGGAUAGACCUUCCAUUGAAAUGGUGCUUUCGAUGUUGAAUCAUGAUAUCGUGGAGCUGGCAGCACCAAAGCAGCCAGUGCUUUCGGAAAAUGGAUCAACAGACCAGAAUGUUUACACAAGCUACGAGCUCACUAUUAGUGUGCUUGAUGGACGAUGAAUCUUUUUCCAACUCUCAUUAUAUUAUUCACUUUUGAUUGAUAUUCUAUUUUUUUUAUAGUGUUUUCACGUUCUAAAUCAAUAUUUGGUUGGUAUAUAUAGUUUUGGCGUCUCA